Messenger RNA from Hyaloscypha bicolor E, 1233 nucleotides. RefSeq names its product Rrp15p-domain-containing protein. The transcript has a single exon. The record is from RefSeq and is a predicted model, not a curated record. Gene Ontology annotation, biological process: maturation of LSU-rRNA; maturation of 5.8S rRNA. Bases 45 to 902 code for a protein of 285 amino acids. Lineage: Eukaryota; Fungi; Ascomycota; Leotiomycetes; Helotiales; Hyaloscyphaceae. Gene Ontology annotation, cellular component: preribosome, large subunit precursor.
CAACCCAUCAUCACAAGCACCAAAACACUCAAUCGAUUCACAAAAUGGCAGGAACACUCUCCAAAAAGCGCAAAGUAGAAGAGGGAAUCAAGGGGAAGGUUUCUCGACCAGUCAAAAAAUUCAAAAAACAAACCGACUACAAGUCCUCCUCCGAAGACGAAGCAGAAACAGAUUUCCAGGCUGUGAGCCUCCAAGACUCUGACGAGGAGGGACUCGACACGACAGAUUUAGUUGGAUCAGAUGGGUCAGAUGCAGAUGACGAGCCCGCCCUCGACGAGGCGGAAUUGGAGGAGGAGGUUACUGAUGCAUCAAAUUCGGACUCAGAAUCUGGUUCGGAAGAUGAGGACGACGAAAAUGAGAAUCCUAAUUUAAUACGAAAGCGCAAACGCAAUGACCCAGAAGCUUUUGCAACCUCUAUGUCCAAGAUCCUCGGCUCGAAAUUAUCAACCUCGAAACGCAUCGAUCCGGUCCUCUCCCGAAGUGCCAAUGCAUUACAAGCAAGUAAGGAAAUCAUGGAUUUGGCGUUGGAGAAGAAGGCAAAGCAAAAAUUGAGGGCUGAGAAGAGGGAAGCGCUAGAUAAAGGACGAGUCAAGGAUGUUCUUGGGACUAGUACGGCUUUCGAUGCUGCGAAUGAGAGAGGAGAUGGUCAGACUGUGCAGGAAACGAUGGAGCUGGAAAAGAGGUUGAGAAAGACAGCUCAGAGAGGUGUGGUGAAGCUCUUCAACGCGGUUAGGGCUGCACAGGUUAAGGGUGAAGAGGCCGCGAGGGAAGCUAGGAGUAAAGGGCUAGUAGGUCAAGGAAGACGGGAAGAAAAGGUCAACGAAAUGAGUAAGAAGGGGUUCUUGGACUUGAUUGCUGGUGGCGGAGGUGGAUUGAAAUCUGGAACGAUCGAGGAAGCAUAAUGAUAAAAGUCUUACACGGUAUGGCGUUGAGAUGGGAAUGUGGCGUUCGAUUCAGCAUCUUCUGAUGCGACUCCAAUGAGUUUGUCUUAUGUACAUGCAAUCCGCCGUAUGUAUUGUACAUGGGCAUCAAUGAUACCCUUAAUGAUACCCUACAGAUAGGAGCCCUAUCUAUCAACCCUAAAUGCUCCACCCAAAUGCUGAUCAUCAAAAUCCUCCCGAGUUCAGUCAUGUAUUAAAGUGCCUCUUCGACUCAUGAUACAACCACUUAAUUCUUCUUGCUGAAGUCGCUGGCUUGCAUAUUUCUUGUCAUCGAAGGUAGCCUCACUCGUAG